Molecule: messenger RNA, 9299 nt
Organism: Caenorhabditis auriculariae
Lineage: Eukaryota; Metazoa; Nematoda; Chromadorea; Rhabditida; Rhabditidae
Source: the annotation of a GenBank genome assembly
AUGUAUCUGGCUAUUUGGCACUCGCCAAAGUCUCUGAAACAUUACUCGAUUCUUAUCAUUACCAGUACUACCACUGAUUUGUUGACAAGCGUCGGAGAGCUUUUCGGGCAAACAAGGUGAAUUUUUUUUAGAUAUUUGUUUUCAAUUUACUUUUUUUGUUUUCUUGCUUCGAGAAAGUUUUCAUCACUUUCUGAAGAUCCUCUUUCCUAUGGAACCAUCUGGUACCAGCAAGAACCAAUUGAAUCCUCGAAAUAUCGAUUUUUUUCGGUGUUAUAGUCAGAUCAGUCAUUUUAAAAUUCUAAAAAUUCUAUCUCGGCUCAAAAUGCUCAGAAUUGGGUAGAGUAAAGUUUUUUUAGUGUGUUUAAAAAAAGUCCUCUUACCUAAAAACCUGCAAAAACCUGAAAAUUGCUCAUCCUAUUCGAAAUUCUAGCCUGAAGCAUGAUAUUAAUAGUAAUUUCAAAAUCUUCCAGCUCUCAAUCCAUCAAAAAACAUUUGUUAACCAUUUGAAGCCAAAACUUUAUUUUUUUAUUUAGAAAAAGAGCACCGACCAUUUACGACGUUGGUAUCAUUUUUAGGGAAUUUCUGGCCUUUACAAACUUUUGCUCUUAAAAUACUCAUUUUUCAAUAAACCACCAUUUCAGAUUGAUCGUUUCGAGCUGGAAAGUUAUCGCUUUGGCAAGUUACGGGCCUUGUAAAUAUCUUGGAUCUUCAACUUGCUACAUAAGGUAGGUUUUUUGAGAUAAGUUCUUGAAAAUUUCAUUUUCGAGUCUUCAUAUAUAUUUCGAGUCAAACUAAUUUCAUACGGUCACUUUGAGCUGAAUAUUUUGUUAAUUGAAAAAAAUGCCAAAAGAAUUCUUAUGAAAAAGAAAGAUUCAAAUUUCAAAAUAGCCAAAUAAAGUUCAAAUUACUUUUUUUAAUUUUUCUGAUCUUUAUCAUUCUUCUAUGCACAGUUCAAUUUUUUUUAAGAAACGUUUUUCUGAAAUGAAGUCAUCCCGUUUUUUUUACCCCAUUACAAUAUUAGUUUCCAAUAUAAAAGCCCGAAAAAAUUAAAAGAUAACCAAAUGAACGUUCGAAACCGAAAAAUUAUUAUUUUUUUCCAUAAGUUUUUUCUUAAAAUGUUUCACUAUAUCUCCAUCAAACGAUGCAUCUUAAAAACCAAUUCCAGCCAAAUGAUCACCGCCCACUUUCUGAUGCACGAAAUCUACUUGCUGCUCGUUUCUUUCUGGUACCGCUACUUCAUUCUGAGAAACGGGGCUCCAUCGAAAAGCAGAAUCAUCAUUGUACUAAUCAUUGCCUACAUUCCAUCGUUUAUCCAAGGAGUGAGUCACGAGAAAAAAAAAUUGAGGUUCAUUGGGGCGAUAGAUGAUGAGUUACGUGAAUCGCACUUUGAAAAAAUAAUACAUUUUGUGUGAAUAAUGACACAACGUUGUAUCGUUUCUAGAAGUAAAAAAAAAUGCAAAAAAAACUAGAAAUCACAGAUUAUACUCAAUUUCUGAACUGAAUCAUUCAAAAAGAAGGAAUUUUAAGAAUUUUGGAAGAAGCUUUCCUUCAGCAGUUAUCUUUUAAACAAUGAAAUGAAUGAACUGAUAUUCGACCAACAAUCUAAGCUUCCAGAAACGUUUUUUUUUCCGGAAAAUAGUGCCUUUACUCCAUAAAAAACGGACAUUUCCAGGUUUCAGCUUCUUUCGCCGCCGACCCACCACAAGAUGUCCAAAAAAUCCUAAACUUCCUAUUUCCUCAUUAUAUUCUGAACGAAGUGAAUAUUAGCGGAAUUGUGGAUUUGUUGAAGCCACAGAUAAUAUUCAUGAUACUCAACAUGACGGUCGCGAUGAGCUGUAUUUAUGUCGCAAUGAUUUUGCUUCGUUCAAAAAUUCUGCGUAUUCUGGAGAAAAUGUCCAGUUUGUCGCGUGAAACCCGUCUCAUGCAUGAACAGCUUCUCAAGGUAACUUUUUUUUUUCGAAAAAUCUGUAGAUAAAAAAAUUUUUUAAAAAAAACCGAAGAUCUCUCUUUCUUUAGUAGCCGCGGGAAAAAUGAACAAGCGACUAUUUUUUUCUCAUCCAUUUACCCUCCCUGAAGAUGAACAGACAGAAAAAGCUGAGCGAAAACUUUCAAAAAAACUGUGAAGUUCAAAAUUAUCCUCUUUCUAUAUUUUGCGAUACUCUCUCACAAACAAAAAUCUUGAAUUCUCGAAAAAUCAGCCCUUUUAAGGCCCUAACCGUCCAAGCGCUUCUCCCGAUGCUGUUCCUGGUCGGCUCGACGUCGUUCCUGACCUCGAUGUUCGAUAUCUUUCACCACCCCUUGCUCGAGUACUCCAUAAUGGCCUCUGCCGGUACUAUCGCUUCUUUGUCCCCUCUAGCCACGAUUGUUUUUGUCAAACCUUAUAGAGCGUAUUUCAAACGUCAUUUCGUGAAAAAUAGCGAUGUCAGUCUGCCUCCGAGGUCUUUACGGUUCGGUAGCCUCCCUAUUUCUCGUAAUUUUAUUUAGUUCUGAAAUUUGGUUUUUUGUUGUUAGUCGCUCUUUUCGCGUUUGCCAAUUUUUUUCGAACUCAUGAUUUUUUUUUUUUUCAAAAUUUGUAUUGGAAGCCAAAUUUUUGGAUAAAAAAAUAAAUUUUUUUCGCCGAGAAGUUCUCUCCAAUAAACUUAUAAGGUUUUGGUCAUAUUUUUUUCAACCAAUUUGUCAGUUAAACCUUGAAACAAGUUCACGUAAUGAUAAACUUUCUCAAGAAAAUGUUUUUUUGUCUUAACUGUAAAAUAACUAUCUCAACGGGAAAGUUGUAGUUAAAAAAAUUUAUUUGCGGCUAAAAAAAUUAUAGAAGAAUUUUUUUCAAAAUUUCGAAGCUACUGUAACUUAUCCCCAGAGCUCAAAAUAGGUUUUUUUAAAGCUUUUUGCGAGCUGAUUCAAAUACCUGUUUUUUUAUCACAGCUCAUUUAAAUAUCAACUUUAAUUUUUAACUCCAGUUUAUGAAGCAAAUAAUCUUUGAACACUCCUCAAAAUUCGACUAUUUACUUUCUCCAACUUUGCUAAUAGAUAAAAAACUUCGAAAUGACUAUUUUCAAAAAUAGUUGGUGAAACUUGAUGCCUUGAAAAUUUUCACAACUAAAAUUCUCCACCCUGUACUUAUCUUCGAACCUCUUCCGCUGUUUUUCGAGCUUUUCCUUUUCAUUUCUUUCCUGUUUCCCAAAGGAUGACCCAUCUAAUUUACGGUCAAUGAAGAACCUGAUGAUUGAGCUUUGUUCGAUGGAUUUUAAAACGAGCCGAGUUCCAUCUCGGUGAGAAUGGAGUUCGAUGGCUCGUUCAUCUUCAAUUCUCAGCCGGUCCUCCUUGUUUUCGGGCUAUUUAUCAAUAGCCUAUUGUUGUACCUGGCCGCUUGCCAAACACCUGAGCCGAUGAAACGAUAUUCGAUUCUGAUUAUCGCGUUCGCUCUAUGUGAUUUGGGCACAAGUAUUGGCGAACUUGUUAGUCGUUCGAGGUGCGCAUCGUAAAAAAGAUCAAUAUUUUCGCCAUUUACGUAAUUUUUUUCAGAAUCGUCGUGUUUCCACGUACUCUCGCUGUGUUCAGCUCUGGAGUAUGUGCCUAUGCCGGCCCUACAGCUUGCUACAUUAGGUAAAUUUAUGAAACUGAGUAUCUUCUUACAGAAUCUUUUUUGUCUUUUACUUCUUGCUUUUUUCUAAUGCUUGUUUGCUCACAGAAAUCCAAACCAUCUACGAAAAACGGCUAAAAAUCCCACGUUAUAUGAAGACUUUUAGCCAAAGCAUCACGGCUCACUUUCUAAUCUACACCGUCUACCUUAUUUUCGUCUCCUUUGGCUACCGCUACUACGUCAUCUACUAUGGACCGAUGUCAGCUCGAACUAUUUUGAUAACCAUCGCUAUUUCCUACAUCCCUUCCUUUUUCCAAGUGGUAUUUAAUUUGAGUUUGACUUGAGAAAUGAACGAAUCCUCCACAGGUUAUCUAUUCCUUCGCUAGCGACGACCCCGAAGUCGUACUCGAAGUCGUGAAAAACCGAUUUCCUCACUACAACUUGACCGGCAUCGUCGUCAGCGGCAGCUUAGAUUAUUUCGAUCCCUGCGUUUCAGUUCUGAGCGUCCACAUGACCCUACCCAUUCCAUUCCUCUACACGGGCAUACUGUACCUUCGAAGGAAGGUUCUCUGGAAGUUAGAAAGUCUCUCGGAAAACAUGUCGAUCUACACAAAAAGCAUGCAUGAGCAACUGCUCAAGGUGAGCUUUCCAGGGAAAAGAUAUAUCCGACCUCAAAGGUUUUCAGGCCCUAACCUUCCAAGCGAUGCUGCCAGCCCUGUUCGCCAUCGGCUCGGGCUGUUUCGUGGUCGCUGCUCUCGACCUUUACCACCACCCAUUUUUGGAGCACAUGGUCUUGACCACCUGUUGCUUGACGCCAGCAAUUUCUCCACUUGGCUCGAUCUUCUUUAUCAGGCCUUACCGACAAUUCGUAACUCAUUGGUUCCAUCUCGGUAGCGUUGGUAUAGACACUCAGAUUAUCACAAAAACUAGUGAGACUCUCUGAAAUUUUUGAACUUUGAUCCGAGUUUACUAUGACAGAGUUUUCUCUUCCUUUCGAGCUUUUUCCAUCCAUAACAAUCCUUACUGGUAUCCUUGCCUCUCUGUUCCUCUCAGUCCGUUUUUUUUUCAUUUUCUAAAACUUCUUCAUUGUUAAUUGGAAAUUGCUUUUUGUUGUUCAAUAUUUCUGUUCCGUUGCGUCAGAUAAAGAUUUUUUUUCUAAUUUUUAGACGAUAAAGAACUUUCUGAGAAAAUUCAGUGAACUUGAAAGUUAUCUAAAUAACGCAAUUCAUAGAUUGAAAAUGAAAAAUUAAACAAAGAUUUUAUUUCAGUUUAAAUAAGAAAAAAAAGUUUCAAGCAUAAAAACGAGAAAUUCUUGAUUUUUACGCAAAUUUAUUUUUAUAGCUUAAAAUUACAUCUUUGACUCAAAAAAAAAAGAGUUUUCGUCCUUCUCUGAUCCAUCAAAAAUCGAGGAGACACAACACCUUGUUUCCGAGUUUAGAAAAACUCUUUGAAGGCAUACUUUUCCACCUGAAUCACAACAUUAGACAGGCCAAACAUCGUCAAUUAGCCUGUACCCUGUACUUAUCUCCGAACUGUUGAAUUUUUUUUUUGUUUUUUGAACAACUUCGCUUAUUUUUGCUUUGUGAAAUUUUUUUGAGGUGAUGACCAAAUAUUGAGCUUUGUCCACUAAAUGUCGAUUCAUUCAAAAAAUGGAGCUCGAUGGCUCGUUCAUCUUCGCCUUACAGCCAUUCCUACUUAUUUUUGGGCUUUUCGUGAAUUUACUUCAAUUAUACCUGGCCGCUUUUCAAACACCUGAGCCGAUGAAGCGAUAUGCGAUCCUGAUUUUUGCCUUCACUCUGACAGAUUUGAGUACAAGUAUUGGUGAACUUGUUGGUCGUUCCAGGUAAAAGUUGGAAAUUUUCUUGAAAAAUUAUUUAUUUUGGAACGUCAAGAGGGGCGUAAAAUGUGAAAAAAUAAGGUUUCGCGACGACCAUGAGGCUUUUGAAUAAAACUGAAAGGAUCAGAAAAUAAAGAAUGAAAUUACAGAAUCGUCGUUUUUCCCAACACACUUGCCGUCUUCAGUUCCGGUGUUUGUGCCAAUGCUGGCCCAGAAUUUUGCUAUUUGAGGUAAAUUCUUCAAAGUUAAACUCACCAAAAUUCCGUUAUAAAAAAUUUUGAGUAGAUCAAAACACUACUGUUUGGAAGUUAAGCAGACUACUAUCAGAAAUAAUCAGGACAAAAAUGCAGUUCAUUAAAAAACUCAAAUUUUGCUUUCAUACAGUAAACUUCAGAAUCUCAAAAGCUUAAAACUCAAAAAAAUUCAGCCAGAGCUUCACGGCCCACCUUUUGGUCUACACCGUUUACCUCAUGUUCGUCUCCUUCGCCUACCGCUACUACAUAAUCUAUCAUGGACCGAUGUCGGCCAGAAAAAUUGUGAUACUUAUCGCCGUCUCCUACAUUCCUUCUUUCAUUCAAAUGGUACCAACUCGGAAUAAACCCUCAAAAGUAAUUCGAAAAAAAAAAUUUAUUUUCCAGCUUGUCUACUGCUCAGCAGGGGACGAACCAGAACUUGUACUGGAAGCUGUCAAACAACGAUUUCCGCACUACAACUUGACUGGCAUCGUCGUCAGCGGCAAUCUCAAUUAUUUGAAGCCAUCCGUUCUUUAUAUGAGCGCCAACAUGACCAUUCCCAUACCGUUUCUCUACGCUGGCAUACUAUACUUUCGGAAGAAAGUUCUAUUGAAGCUGCAAAGUCUCACAGAAAACAUGUCGCUGUACACGAAAACCAUGCACGAACAACUGCUUAAGGUGAGAUUUGCACAAAUUCUUAGAAGCGUUGAAAGCAACAAUAUCCUACUUUUCAUAAAUCACUAUAUUCGAUGCCCCAAAUAAAGAAGAAUAACACCUGAAUAGUUAUUUCGCAAGCUUUAAAAGACGUCUUUUUCUAGGCCCUAACCUUCCAAGCCAUGCUCCCGGCCAUGUUCUCGAUCGGCACGACUUGUUUCGUCCUCGCCACAUUCGAUAUUGUCCACCACCCAUUUUUGGAGCAUUUGAUUCUGACGACGUGCUGCGUGACGCCGGCCGUUUCACCACUUGGCUCAAUAUUCUUCAUCAGACCAUAUCGGGAAUUUGUCACACAUUGGUUCAAGCCUCGUGGCAGCCAAGUUGACACAGAAACUCAUACGCAAACUAGUGAGACUUUAUAAAUUAAACACUACAUGAAAACAUGUGUUCACAGUUGUUUCAAAUUUUAUCUUUGUUCGUCUAUAGCUAUAUGUAUGUUAAAAACUGAUAUUAUUGUAAACAUUUUUCUCAAUUCUACCACUGAACGUUUGAUUAAUUUUUUUUGGACCCGUAAAAUGAAUAUUCACCCGCAAACUAACGGAGUUUCAAUAGAUUCAACGAAAACAGCUCUCCCAAUUCAAAGACCAAGAACUUGCAGAAAUUACGGCUCAAGUUAUAGAGUUAAUACUGCAAAAAUCGAAAGAAAAUAUAUAUUUUGAAAUGAAAUCAAAAGUCAUUUGAUAAAAUUUUCAGGCUUUGAAUUUGAAAACUAUUUCCAACUUUAAUAGCAAAUUUUCUCCUUUUUUUCCCUCGUCAUAACACACAAUUGAAGUUUGCAAAAACCUUAUUUUCGAUUUCUAUAACUAUGCGUUUCAACUCUAUCAAGAUGAAGAAAUGGUAAAAAGAAAAAUGAAAAAUUAAAUCCUUCUUAAUACUCAAAAAAAUAUACAUUUUAAAUUUUUCGUAAAAACUCAAAAUUUGAUUUACAAGAGAGUGCAAAAUUCUCCAUCUUCUUUCUAAAAAAAAAUAUGCGUUCUUCAAUAAUCGAAAAAUCAUAUGAAAUGACUCAAACCAGAGAUGACUACGAUUGUUAUGCAAUAGAAAAAAAAAUGACGAGCUACUUCGUUUCUCGGUAAUAAUUCUGAUAAUUCACACUGCACUUAAAAGUGAACUUUUCUCACUUUUUCAAAUCGUUUCCACGUGUUUUCGUUUCACGGACUUUGUUUUGCUUGGUGACCAAUUCUCUACAUGGCAAUUGAGUCUUUCGGUGAUUGAGAUUUUGUUCGAUGAAAAACAUAACAAUUUAGUGCAUUUUGUCAAAGUCUAGUGGCGAAUGGAGCUUGACGGCUCUUUCAUCUUCGCCCUACAGCCAGUUUUAGUUAUUUUUGGGUUCUUCCUGAACUCUUUUCAAUUGUACUUGGCUAUUUUCAAAACACCAGAACCAUUGAGAAGAUAUUCGAUUCUGAUCAUCGCCUUCGCUCUCACGGACAUCGGGACAAGUGUUGGCGAGAUGGUCGGGCGCACCAGGUAAACACUAACCCUCAACUCGGUAUGAUACAUAAUGUAUUAUUUGUACCUUUUACGUAGCGAAGUGGGGUGACUUCAAAAGUUUCCGAAUUUGAUUGUGUGGUUUUUUGAGAGGAACUCUACUGAUAAGUAGAAUUAUCAGUAGAGUUCCUCUCAAAAAACCACACAAUCAGUUUCGGAGACGUUUGAAGUCACUCCACUUCCCUACGCAAAAAGUCAAGCAUAUUAAAACUUGGGUAUUUGAAAGGUAACCGCCAGAAAAACAGUUAUGAAAAAGUUGGGCAGACCAAAAGUAGUUUACGAAAAAAAAGCUAACCAAAAAAAAAAGUAGAAUAAAAAAAGGUAAGCCGACUUAAAGUAGUUACUUGAGAGUUAGGCAGGCCAAACUGAUACUCAAAGAAGUAUAUCUGAACAAAAAGCGUUUGAGCCAAAACAGCUAACUUUUUGAUUUGCAAAAAGAGAUAAAAUUUGCGAGAUAAAGCUACCCUUGACAAAUGUAUGUUAAUUUCAAAAAACCCAUUGCUACUGUCAUAACCAAAUUUUCCAGAAUGGUUGCAUCUCCUCAAGCUCUGGGCAUGGUCAGUAUUGGUUUGUGCACUUACGGAGGUCCCAUUUCUUGCUACAUUUGGUACGAAAAAAAUCACAAAGGAAUCAUAAUAACAGAAAAAACUCAGGCAAAGCAUUACGGGGCAUUUUUUAAUUUACUCAGUCUAUCUGAUGUUCGUCUCAUUUGGCUAUCGUUAUUAUGUUAUUUAUCAUGGCCCAACUUCAGUCAAGGCGAUUCUAAUGAGUAUUGGAAUAUCUUACAUUCCAUCUUUCAUUCAAGUGGUGAAAUUUUCGAAUAAAGUAGAAUAAUUGCAGUUCUAUCUCAGGUAGUCCACUGCCUCGCGAUGGACGACCCAGAACUGGUCCGCCAAGCAGUUCAACGCCGGUUUCCUCAAUAUAACUUGACUAAUACUGUUGUCAGCGGCAAUCUCGACUAUUCCAACCCAGCUGUCCUCUAUGUAAGCAUCCAUAUGACGUGCACAUCUCCAUUUCUCUACGCCGGAAUACUCUACUUCAGGAGAAAGGUCCUCCAAAAGUUGGACAGCCUAUCUGGCAGUUUGUCGAGCCAAACAAAAAGUAUGCACGAACAACUGCUGAAGGUGAAUCAUUAGCUCAUUUUUGUUUCUUUCUGAUCUCUACCUUCUCAAAAAAGAUCAGUUUUUUUCAGGCUUUGACCUUCCAAGCAAUGCUCCCGGCUUUAUUCGCCAUCGGCUCCGGUUCUUUUGGCAUCGCCGCACUUGAUAUUGCUCACAACCUAUUUUUGGAACACUUAGUUCUGUCUUCGUGUUGUGCUUCACCAGCUCUAUCCCCACUCGGCUCAAUAUUAUUUAUCAGACCAUACCGCAAUUUCGUCACACACCGACUUCUACGUCGUCGUUCCAGCCAUAUCGAGUCGAACUUGAAAACGAUUGAGAUAUAUUGA